ACAAAAUUAAUGCGCUUCAAUGUGAAACUGAUACCUACUUUUUGUUUACGCUAAACAACAACAAAUACUCCUAUAUAGGUUAGCUUUUAUUUUAGUGUCGAAAUAAAAAAAAAAUGAGUAUACCGGCACAAUCGAGUUUUGUUCGUUUUAAUUUGACAAACAUGAAAGUAUUGUAUUGAUUUCAAUGUGUCAUAGGCGAUUACGUUCAGAAAUCAACCUAAAAUAUAGGGAAAUCUGAUAUGUUUAUACUGACUCCUACAAACACACCCUACACGAAUAAUAAACAAAACUUACGAAGAAGUGCCCACCAGAGCUGAAUAUAUGAACACUUCUAUAGACGGCUAUUUAUCAGCUAUUAAAUCGAGUGCCUUUUAAUGUUUGUUUUUAGUGAACAUGAUGUGGGACGCUGGAUCAUUUGGCAAAAUUAGUGCUCCAACUUGGCCGCUAGUAACACUGCUCGAGCAUAUUUAACUGCUGGCGUAUUUAGCCUAUAUCCGAUAAUACAUCGCUGAUCAUUCAAGGGCAGAGCGAUAUUUAGCUAGCUUAGUUUACGGACCCUAGAACUGUUAACCGGAUAGUAUCUACCAGCAGGAGUUAAAUUUCCGGUCUGAUUUGAGUGGCGCGAUUCAAAAGAGAAACCAUUUAACUGAGAUCCGAGUCAAAAGUGUCACGUAAUACAUUGAUUCUGUAUACGAUUUGUUGUGCUCGAUCUGGAGAUGUUGUCAUGCAUUUUUUUACCAUCUUUACACAUUAUUUAUUUGAACUUUUUCAGCACUUAAAAAGCUGCUUCAUUGACUUCUUCUCCCGUCUAAGUAUGCGUCGGCUAAGCGUUACGUCUGACGUCAAAUGUGUAUUCGUUUACCGGGGUUAGUCAUUCUUAACUUUAAUGCUCCGCGUGCGUUAGCCGGGUUGACAAUGACUCUUCUGGCGCUUUUCGUAUGCCGCCCACUGAUAAGAAUACUUGCACAUUGUGUUGUUUAUUGCCAGAUAACGAUUUAAUUGUCAGUUGCAUUAAUGUCAUUUAAAAUUUUUUCGGCCCGCUAGUAUGCGCCGUUCCCCCGUACUCAUACCCUGCUUACGGGUCCUUCCUGUUGUCGCCCCCUACAGUGUCAAGUGACUGCCUAAAUGCGACGUUGGAUAGGAUUGAACUCCGGCUUCUUUAAUUUGGCGAGGGAAAUUGUGCCUGUUUGGCCGCUUUCGUCUUUUCUCCCCGCUUUGACCCUUUCCACCAUCGCCGUCAACAGCAUAGGUAACGUAUGUCCCUCAUCCAAGCACUAAUUAUGUACCGCUCAUUACGAUGUUCAUCUCAUGUGUCCUUAUGUCUGUCAUUCUGACGGAGCACUUCCAACUACCUGUCUCUUCUCCUUUGCCAGACGGAGAGCGUUUAACUCUCCACCCGAACAAGGGCCGCUUAUUUGCCGGCAGCCCAUUUCGUAGCAAUCGGCAUCGUUUGUUGUGGUUAUCGUCCUCAGCCUUUAGUUCCUCUGUGGCGCGGUUCUAUUAUAACUUUAUCAGAAGGUGUUGUACGUUGAGUGUUUACGGAAUUAGUCUACCGUUUUUCUUCGCGUGGCCAGAAAAUCACUGGUUGUCGGCUCGAUUUCACGUCGUAUAGUAACACUGACACUCGGGCUGCAUGGCGGCGUCAGUAGCAUGACUAGUAGUACCAAACAGCCAAAAGCUGGAAAGAUCGUUAUGAUCGCCUGGUUUUCGCAACUGUGUGCGUUUGUCCAUGCAGCAAAAGAGUCCAGGAGACAGUGAUGGGAUUGCGGCUUGUACCAAACUGCCUGCUGAUAAUUAGUGUGCAUAUGCAUCCGAAUAUGUCUGAGCGUGUCUGGCCAUCAGUGGCUGAAGAGGUGCAAAGUGGAAAUUGAAGCGAAACUUUUUUUUAGCAGAUUUUGGUAUCAUGCGUCGCGAAUACCGGGCAUAGUCUUCAAAAGGCAAACUUAGGUAAAGCUAAGCCUUUGUAUUGCAUUCCUCAGCAAAUAGACAACUUCUCAGUCCCCACUACUUCGUCAUGGAUGGACCAAUGUCAAUACAUGACAUGACGAACCGCUUUACGUGGUUCGACUAUGUCAUGAUGAUUGCUGUUCUGGCAUCCUCUUCCUUGAUUGGUAUCUAUUUUGCCUGGAAGGAUCGCAAAAAAAUGAACAACAAACAAUUUCUUAUGGCAAAUCGUCAGCUGGGUGCCUUUCCGGUAUCCAUGUCCUUGAUGGCCUCCUUUCAAAGUGCUACGACCUACCUGGGUUACCCAUCGGAAAUGUUCUACCGAGGAACACAAUACUGGGCGGCCAUCUUUGGCCUGGCCAUCUCAAAUCUUAUCGCUGGCGAGUUCUUUCUGCCCGUCCUGUACGAUCUCAAACUCACGUCUGUCAAUUCGUACCUGGAAUACCGAUUCAAUCGUUGGGUUCGCGUUCUUGGUGCAGUAUCGUUCACAUGUAAUAAUCUCUUGUAUAUGGGCGUCGUGUUGUAUGGUCCAUCUUUAGCCCUUAAGCCUGUAGUUGGCCUACCGCUAUGGACGUCAAUUGUAGGACUUGGCUUGCUAUGUACCUUCUACACAACCCUUGGUGGCGUCAAAGCUGUGGUGUGGACAGACGUCAUGCAAAUGUCUAUUGCGGUGCUUGGAAUGGUCGCUUUGAGCAUCGUUGGGAUCAUUAAGGCUGGAGGACUUAGUGAGGUAUUCCGUAUCGCCAAUGAGGGUGGUCGUUUGCAGUUCUUCAACACUCAAUGGGAUCCCAGUUCGGGAACAGUGCUUUGGAACGUUCUCAUUGGUACCACGAUGGUCUGGUUGGGCUCGUAUGGGACUUCGCAGACAGAGGUGCAACGUUUUUGUUCGGUAUCUACGCUAAAAAAAGCGAGAUUGGCUCUCUACUGUAACAUUCCUGGGGUGAUGUUCAACAUUUCGCUGGGAUGUCUUGCUGGUUUGGUCAUAUAUGCCAACUAUUACGACUGCGAUCCGCUUCAGGCCAGACGAAUCGAUAGCCCUGAUCAGCUGAUGCCUUACUUUGUGAUGGAGGUAUUAGGCGGUAUCCCUGGCCUGCCGGGCCUAUUUGUUGCAGUGAUUUUCUCGGCAGCCUUAUCUACGCUUUCAUCCGGCUUCAACUCGCUGGCCGCUGUUGCCUAUGAAGAUUUUCUUCAAUUUGCAAAGUUGCCUCUGCCUCCAAUCGUCGUAACGAAAACUGCGGCGGCUACAUAUGGCUUCCUAACGGUCGGGUUAGCCUUUCUUGCAGGAUCAAUAGGUAAUCUGAUUAAAGCCGCAUUCGCGAUGUCCGGUGCCCUGUCCGGCCCGCUGCUUGCAGUGUUUGCCCUGGGCAUGUUUCUACCACAUGUGAAUGGUAAAUCCGCCCUCCUCGGUUUGCUAGUAGGACAGGCAGUUUGCCUAUACAUUGUGAGCUCAGCCGUUUCAUCUGAUGAUGGACAGAAACUUACUACGUCAAUCGACGGUUGUACGACGCCUACGCUCAACUCUGCUAGCACGGUCUUGAUGAAUGCCACGACAGUCAGUACGGAAACAUCAGGCCCUUGGCCACCAUCUCAGCGAGCCGCCACAAAGAUCUCACAUCUGCUAGUGCCAAUAUCUGGUUUUUCGGUGACGUUUAUCGUUGCGCUUCUUUCGAUUCUCGUGUUCGGGACAAACGAUCCUCGAUCCGUAAACCCUAACCUCCUCUCAAAGUACGUGAGGAAGUACUUGCGUCGGGUAGAGACGACGAUUGGUGCGGCCACAAAGGAUGUACCUAGCAGUGAGAGAAACACCAGCUAUAAAACCGGUGAUACCCAAUUGUAGACGUUCCGUCCACUUCGCAUUUUCUAACAAACAAAGUUGCGCAGUUAAUUUAGCUUAGUUGUCUGCGACAUCCCUUUCGACCACUGGCCAUUUCAUGGCUUAGAGGAAAAGCUAUAUUUCUGGCAAUGAUUUGAAACAACAUUAUUAUAUCACACACAACCAUUAUAAAUAAGUUGGCAUUUGCACUCAAAUAUGUCCGACUCACCUACUAGUUCCAUUGAAUCUGUUAUAUACAGUUAACGAACCUUCGUGCUCAGUAUUGUUUAGCAACAGAGAGAAUAUUUUCUCUGCCGAUUCCUUCCCUUGGCUGCGAACUUGAUGGCUAUUUAAAUUGAAAGAAAGUUGACCAAACUUUGCGUAACCUAAGACAAACAUUUAAAUAAUUAAGUAAUUAUAUAUAUAUAUAUAUAUAGAUAUAAUUGAAAAAAAUAGUUAUUAUUGCUUUGUUAACUCGUAUUGUUGUAACCAUAUGUACAUACGCAAGCCUACGAACAAAUGUAUAAUGUAUAAUAGUGUAUAAUUAUGCAUUAUACAUGCAUAUAUAUAUGGAACGUAGGCUACCACACAUUGACGUAGGUGGUGUGACCGUUUUGUACACGCUCGAGGUCUAAACCAGUCGUCAAAAAACUUAUUAAUAAAGGAACUAAUUGAUCGUGAUG
Messenger RNA from Varroa destructor (honeybee mite), 4440 nucleotides. RefSeq names its product sodium-dependent multivitamin transporter-like. Gene Ontology annotation, biological process: transmembrane transport; sodium ion transport. Gene Ontology annotation, molecular function: symporter activity. The record is from RefSeq and is a predicted model, not a curated record. NCBI's taxonomy places the organism in Eukaryota, Metazoa, Arthropoda, Arachnida, Mesostigmata, Varroidae. Gene Ontology annotation, cellular component: membrane.